Molecule: messenger RNA, 1127 nt
Organism: Ceratosolen solmsi marchali
Lineage: Eukaryota; Metazoa; Arthropoda; Insecta; Hymenoptera; Agaonidae
Product: exopolyphosphatase prune
Exons: 6
Coding region: 8-1111 (367 amino acids)
Cellular component (GO): cytoplasm
Molecular function (GO): exopolyphosphatase activity
Source: RefSeq, a predicted model, not a curated record
UGUAAAUAUGGAGAUAUUUCUUGCUGCUUCAAAAAAUUGCGUGAUAAACAUAAAGGACUACCAUCACAUUAAAGUAGUAUUGGGUAAUCCAACUUGUGAUCUUGAUUCCGCUGUUUGCGCUUUAGCCUAUGGUUUCCUUAAAUAUAAAGAAACGGAAAAGAAAGAUACUAAAAUCGGCGUUAUUCCAAUGUUAAAUAUUACAAAAGAUGAAUUUUACUUGAGAAACGAGGUCGUCUAUUAUCUUCGUUACUGUAAUGUAUCUAAGGACUUAUUAACGUUUCGUAAUGAUAUAAAUCUGCAGAAUCUCCACGAUUCAGGGAAACUAGAACUCAUUUUAGUGGAUCACCACAUUCUCCGAACAGAAGAUAUUGGUUUUGCUAAUUCAGUAUCUGAGAUUAUUGAUCACAGACCUCAAGAUAAUACUUGGUCCUGGACCGGAUGUGCACUAACUCUUACAGGUGCCGGAAGUUGUGCUACCCUCGUCGCCCGGAAUAUCUUAGAACGCCGGCCAGACACAAUAAAAGCCGUUUGCAAAUUAUUAAAAGGUCCAAUAUUGAUUGAUACUGUUAAUUUUUCAAAAGAAGCAAACCGAGCAACUUUAUUAGACUAUGAAAUAAUGGCGCAACUGGACAAAAUUUGCGGUACAAAUAUAACGGAUAGAAUUAAAUUAUAUAAAGAAAUUCUUAAUGUAAAAUCCGAUAUUAGUGAAUUAUCACCUUACGAUCUUCUAAUCAAAGAUCUCAAAAUCACUAAUGAAGUUUUAAUAUCUGGAUUUCCCAUCUUAGUGAAGGAAUUUUUAGAACUAGAGGAUGCUAUGGAAGCUCUCAAGGUAUUCUGUUUAAAGCAAGGCUAUCAAUUAGCUAUUCUUAUGGGUAUAGAUCUAAAGAAUGACAACAUGAUCAGAGACAUUGCCAUUUACUCAUCGAAGAUUAAUCAAACAGCAACUACAUUAAUCGAGGCCUUGACAACAUCGGUUAAUCCAAAUCUGCAGCUGACAGAAGUAAAACGUGAGGAUUCUGCUACAAAAUUGUUGGUACUAUAUAAACAAGACAAUAUGCAGGUUUCACGCAAGCAAAUAUUUCCAAUUAUACAAAAUGCAUUAUUUGGUUGAUUUCAUACAUACAUUU